AUGACAAAUUUUGUUGCAUUAAUUAGCCUCUUGUGCCUUUUGUACACGUGGUUAAGCACAUGUUCAUUGCCUCUAUUAAAAAAUGGAGAUGGUAUUGGAUUCUACGCCGUGCACCCCGUUCAACAGAGAAACCCAAUUUUAAUCAAAUUGAACAAACAAGAGAUUUUGUCUAAAAAAAUAUCAACAUACUAUGGUCAAAUAAAAGUGGGAGAAGAUUCCGAAAAUGUAAUAAAUGUCUUAUUUGAUACAGGUUCUACAGAAUUUUGGAUCCCGUUCGAAAAUUGUAAAGGUACUAAUUUUACUACUUCUCACAAUAAAUACAAACGAACCAAAUCUUUUAAAAAUAAAUUCAACAAAAAGGGUCUUCCAACAUUGCUGGAGGUUAAUUAUCUGAGUGGGAAAAUUACCGCAUUUGAUGGUUAUGACACAGUAAAUCUAGGAAGGAACCUGAUUGUUCCAAAUACAAAUAUUGCCUUCGCUACAAAUAUAGAAAUACCCGUUUUACAAGAAUUUAAGUGGGAUGGCAUUUUAGGUCUUGGAUUUGAGAAUGCGGAUUCGAGACAGCGUGGAAUGAAGACAUUUUUGGACCAUUUGAAAGAUGAAAAUAUUUUAACACAUAUGGGUUAUAAAAAUCAGUUUGGUUAUUACCUAUCCGAUCAAGGGGGAUUUGUCACCUUUGGAGGUGUGGAUAACCGGCUAAAGAGAUCACUGGAUGAAGAAAUCAUAUGGAGCCCCGUUUCAACCGAGAUGGGUUUUUGGACAAUUGACAUUAUUGGAAUCAGGAAAGAACAUAUGCCAUACCCUAGUACAGAGAGAGACUAUGAAAAAGAUAUCGUAGUAAAGUACGAAGGUUUUCAUGAUGGAGGGAAAAAGUCCAUUGUUGAUACAGGGACAUUUCUAAUAUAUGCCCCGAAAAAAACUAUGCAAAAUUAUUUAAGCGAUUUGGUGAUAAAUUCAUGUGAAGACAAAGAUAAACUCCCUCAUAUAAUAUUUCAAAUAAAAUCGAAAGAAAUGGAAAGAGUAAAAGGUUUGGCCAUAAUAGAAUUGGUAUUAUCACCAAAUGAUUACGUUAUUGAAUAUGUAGACGAAAAAAACUGGACAAGAGAAUGUAUCAUAGGCAUUCAAUCAGAUGAACAAAAUGACGAAAGUCAUAUUGAUGGAUGGACAUUAGGACAAAUAUUUAUCAAAUCUUAUUAUACCAUUUUUGAUAAAGAUAAUUUGCAAAUAGGUUUUGUCAGAAGUAAGCAAGAGGAAAAAAAAAGUACUAAAAUGAAUGAUCAUUUGAAAAGGUCUUUUCUCACGUUAAGGUCAAAAAAAGGAAAUAAUAAGAAUAGAAGGGAUUCUUACAACGGACCUCUAUGA
Plasmodium gonderi is the source of this 1362-nucleotide messenger RNA. RefSeq names its product aspartyl protease. NCBI's taxonomy places the organism in Eukaryota, Apicomplexa, Aconoidasida, Haemosporida, Plasmodiidae. Bases 1 to 1362 code for a protein of 453 amino acids. The transcript is spliced from 9 exons. Gene Ontology annotation, biological process: proteolysis. Gene Ontology annotation, molecular function: aspartic-type endopeptidase activity. The record is from RefSeq and is a predicted model, not a curated record.